CAUUACGUAAACCCGGAAGCCAGUUUGGCACGAAAUGUAAAAACAUUACACUCAGAUUACGAUAAACGUUUAUCAGGCAAUGGAAAUGACUGGUGAGUGAACGGAAAAUGAUGGAUGGUGAUGAAGGGGGACGUACAUUAGCUGGCUGGUUGGAAAGUCUUGAUCUGACACAGUAUAUCCAGAACUUCCGUGAUGUUGGGAUCUAUAAGCUUCAGGACUGUGUGACCUUGGACAGUGAUUUCCUCAAUGAUAUCGGCAUCAACUUACUCGGCCACAGGAAGCGAAUCCUUGAACAUCUGCCCUUGAUUAACAUUGACAAAUAUCAUGAAGAGCGCAACCGGGCCAAGUCUGUACGAACACUGCCAGCAAAUCAGGAUUCUCAUUUUACUUACCCAUCUCCUAGUAAGGGGGAGGUAACUACAGAGAUUGUUCUACCAAAGAGGAGCAUGAGUGAAAAGAAGGCAAACCUAUCACAUAUGUCACAUACAGCUGGUUUGCAGAAGGAACUCCCUCCCAUAUCCCCAACCACACCUACAGAUCCUCCUCAGAGGUGCUCUCCUCAAAAUGUAGCACUUCCCAUCCGUGUCAAAAGUCCUCCACCAAAUGCAAUUAUGGCAACAGAAAGACAAGCCCCUAUUACAACUCCUCCAGUUCCUGCCAAGCGAGGAGAAGUUCCGGCUCUCUUGCAGGAAACGGAGAAACCAAAGGCAAAACCUGUACCAAAACCACGUAAAACUUUACAGAAUAAGCAAAAGAUGUCCACUUCAAUGUCUGUGUUGCCAUCACAGUCUGACUAUUCCACUCCCGGUCUGACACGACAAUCUGUUUCUAUCUCAGGUAUGACCUUUGAAGAAACCUCUGACUUCUCCACUGACCCAUUUGAACCUUCAAAAUCAAUGCCCAUGGAUGUGUCCUCACCAUAUCAGUCAGGAGAAGGAAGUGGUUUGUCUGCAUCUACAACUCCACUGGAUCUAGAUUUAAGCUUUGUUCCAGGGAAUUCUUGUAAACCUGACAGGAAAACAAUGAGUGAAGUUUAUGUAAAUGUUGAAAUUUCUAAUGACAAUACUGAUGAGAACAUUCAUCCCAUAAGACAUGUCGCAUGUGAUGACAGUGAUGAUAUAAAUCACCAUGGUAACAACAUUGAUAAUGAAUAUGCUAAUGUGGAAGUCAGCCACCCAGAAGCUAGUAUAUAUGAACCUAUAUGGUUUGGGAAAAGUGAACCAAAGACAACCAAAUCUGUGACCAGUUCUGCUACGUCUGAUGUGCUUAGAUCCUCACCUGGCAGUAAUACUAAAUUAUCUCCACAUAUAGACACUGUUGUUCCUCUGCCAGGAAAUGAUGCUUUUGGACACUCCACAAGUACGAGCAUCAGAGAGUCACCAUCUUCAGUGACCUCUAACACCUUUGAAUCAUUUGAGGCAGUAGAUGGUGGUGGAUAUGUUAAUGUUGAUCUUCCCAAACCUCAUAAGAUUAGCACUAUCGCCUCAAAUACCUUCUCUACACUCUCCGAGCAGGAUUUAGACUUCUUCACAAAGGAUACCCCUCCGGCUUGUUCUUCUAGCACUACAGAUGUGAUUGGAGCCUCCAGACCUCAGACUGAUACACAGUUAAAUCUGAACACCAGUGGUAACAGUGCAGGAUCACCUGAUGCUUCAUUUGAAAUGCCGCCCCCAGAUUUUCCUCCUCCUCCUCUGCCUCCGACCCCUCCACCAACAGAUGAUCUGUCUUUAUUUGAUCCCCUGGCAAACAAAUCUCAGUCUACUUCCCAUCCCGAGAUUCCAAUGCCCCCUGUUCCACCUCGAGUGUCUACAACAUCCUCAAGUUCUGGCUAUGUAAAUGUAGUGCCUGGACAGACGGCACCACCUGGUGGUAACCCUGGUAACACUGGACAAUCAAUGGAAUCCCCUUGGCCUUCUGUCCAGAGUGACUUACCACCAGAACUGUGCUUCACACCAAAUAAAGGAAAACCAUUUACCACACAGAUCAACAUGAUUGAUUCCUCCGAAUACUGCUUUGCUAAUUAUAACAAAACACCUUCAAAACCCAAACUACAUGAUGAUAUGAAGCUACCAUCUUUGUCCACUCCAGGGCCAGAUCCCUUCAAAGAUGACGACCCCUUCUCUGAGUUUGGAGAAGAAUGUGCCAUGUUUAACCAGGGUGGUGAUGAUUUGAGCAGGAAUGAUAAUGUUCACUCAGUCAAGGGAGAUAAUUCUGGUGGUGUUUAUGAAUUUGCUCAGGAAGAUGAUUCUAGCGAUUUUGAUCCAUUUGGUUUAAAAAACAGUAAUCAGGGAGCGACAAGUGGUGCCUCUGAGUGGACAAGCUCAGCUAGUCCAUACACGCUCAACGAUAUCCCACCCCCUCCUCGAUGGGACAAAGCUUUGGACGAUCCCGGGAGGCUGUAUUCCAUGGCAUAUGGAUAUAACGACCAAAGCACUGAUGAGUCCAUGUCUGACAUAGAUGAACCAGAAUCUGGAGAGGGAGGAACUCUGCCAGUGAUACUGUCCAGUCCUGUGUCUAGGCCAAUAUCCAUUGUAUCAGAUGACGAAAUACUGCAUCAAAACAAAGGUGAAAGGGCAGGCUACCUGUACAAGCAGGGAGGACAGAAAGGCAACAAAGGCUGGAGAAAGAGAUGGGUUAUAUUCGAUGGGAAGUCUGUACGCUACUAUUCCAAUGCAAAGAGCCAGGUUUCCAAGAGAAUUGUACCUGUUACGUGUAUGACCGAGGUUACGACCCAGAUAAAGGCUAAUGACACAGGCAAGUUCAAGUUCAACGUGGAGACAAAGACCAGAACUUUUCAGUUUGCUGCGGAAACGUUAGAUGACUGUACCCACUGGUGUAGCUGUUUAAUGGCCGCUAUCAUAGCCAAGCCUCCAGCCGAAGCCUGCCUGGAGGGUGGGGACAUGAACCAUCCUGACAAAACGGGGUCUAUUCGGUUUGAGAGGUACCGGCGGAACCUGUAUGUGGUGUUGAAGGAUGGCCGUAUGUGUUACUACAACAGACCAGAGGAUUUUAAGAUAGCAUCCCCAAUCCACGAGAUAGAAAUGAAGCUUGCAAGUGUGAAGGAGUUACCAAGGAACAAAUUACGCCUGGCCACUCAUUACACACAGUUUGUGUUAACCUGUGAGUCAUACGAGGAUUCUGUUAUGUGGAGGAUGGCAAUGGAGGAGUCGAUAGCUGAUGCUUUAGGGGAUAACACAAUCUUGGACCAGAUCAGAGAGAACCCCAGUAACCAUCAAUGUGCUGACUGUAGUGCUCCAGAUCCACACUGGGCAUCCAUUAAUAUGGGCAUUGUGUUGUGUAAACAGUGUGCAGGUAUACAUCGUAAAUUUGACCUGAAUGUGUCAAAAGUACGGUCACUACGAAUGGACACUUCGGUGUGGUCUCCAAGUCUUAUUGAGAUGAUGAAACAGAUAGGAAACUAUAAUGCCAACCUUUUCUGGGAAAAACACCUGCGAGCCAAGAAUUGUUUUAAUCAAGACAUGGAACCAGCACAGCGAAAACAACAUCUGGAGAAAAAGUACGAGGAAAGGAAAUACAUUGAUAAACAUCCACUCAGUGACAACAAACACUCUCUUAAUGAGGAGCUCCUGAAGGCCGCCUCCACAGCUGAUAUCCUCCUCACUAUGAUGCUGAUAUUCUCUGGAGCAGAUGUGAAGUGUAUAAAACCAGGCAGCCAGGAGGAUACAGCCUUCAGCAUAGCUAAGGCAGCUGGCCAGAGACUGCAGAUGGAACUGCUGUACCAGAACGGUGGUGACUUAUCAGCAGCCCGACUCUGUGAGGAACCAGAUAAGGCUCGGGAGUCUAAAAUCAGGUCUGAUGUCCGCACACAAGGUUUCCUACUGAAGACAGGCAGCGAUAAGAAAGAUUUUCUAAAGAGGUUUUGUGUACUGGAGCAUGGCUGUAUGCGAUACUUCACAAAUGAAAAAAGUGGGACAGCUAAGGGUGUUAUUGACCAUGAGAACAUGCUGUGUGUCCAGGCUACUCCUACUGACCGGUCCAUACUGAGUAUCAAGGCACCCCUAAUAAACCAAAAAAUGGAGAUCACCAACAGGUACCCAGAGGCCUUUGAGCUCAGUACCACAAUGUCAACAGGCAGUCGAGUAUAUCUGUUUGCUGCAGCUUCACCUGAGGAAAAGAUCACAUGGAUGAGGAAAAUAUCGGAGUUGAUCUGUCCACUGCCAUUGAUGGAGGAUGUACGACAACAGGAGUUCAGUUUGGCGGGCAAGUUUUACAUGAAGGAAGGACUGCCAGCGGCAUGGUAUGAGACAUGGGUCAUGAUCAGCAAAAAGGUGGUGUUAUAUACAGAUAGGGACAUGAAGUUAAUGGAUGAUGUGGACCUUAGGAAAGCAGUUAAAAUCAAAUAUCAUGAUAGUGAUGCAGUGAGCAGCGGUGCGUCCUGUAAAGAGAAUGGGAAACACUUUGUCCUUGAUCUACCUGGUGGCAGAGCGUUGUACUUCCAGGCAGACUUAGUAAAGGACACAGAGAGAUUAUUCAAUGCAAUAAGUAAUUUGAUGAGGUCUGGUGGGGAUACACUAGUCGACCAACAACUGACUUCAGAUGACGUACCUGUGAUAGUGGACAAAUGUCUGAAGUUUAUAGAGGAGCAUGGUCUGAAAGAGGAAGGUGUAUACAGGCUAGCUGCUACACAUUCCAAGGUUGACGCACUCCUACAUACAUUUGCUAAAGAUGCUCAUGCUGUGAAGCUGGCGAUGGGCACACACUCAGUCCAUGAUGUGGCCAACGCCCUUAAACGUUUCUUUAGGAACCUCCAGGAACCACUUCUUAUGUCACAUCUUUAUAACACCUGGAUAGAGAAAAGUUUAGAGAAAGAUGUUGCAGGUAAGAUCUCAGCAACACAGACCAAGUUAGACUGGUAUCACUACUACAUACGAGAACUACCCACGGUACAUAGUCGAACACUUCGACGACUCGUCAUACACCUGGACAAAUUGUCACGUUAUAGUGAUGACAACAAGAUGACUGUGAAAAACAUAGCUGCAUCAUUCGGAUCGACGUUGAUGAAGGCAGACAUUGACACUGGCAGUACUUCAAUACUGCAAGGUGCGGAGGGAGGACAGAACAUUCCUCAUGAGAUGCGAGUGAUAGAUGACAUCAUUACUCACCAUGAACAGCUGUUUGAGUUGGAGAAGGCAAAGGAAGAUCAGAUCAGGGAUGGAGAGAGACGCCUUAGGGAUCUACAAGAACGUGCCAGCAAAAGGAGUGAACUCAACAGUUAUAAAGAGCAAAGUUCCUAUGGUGACCCUAUGAUGGUUUCUGUACACUUCCUCAUCCAUAAUGGACAGAGUGAAAGUGUCCAUCUUAAACAUAACACAACACCAGAAGAUGUGAUUGGGCCUCUACUUACCAAAUUCAAAAUGCAAGCAUCCUCUACCAACUAUGCUCUCCAUGAGAUGGUGUGUAAUGGGUCUGUGGAACGACUGCUGUACCCCCAAGAGAACCUGUAUAAGGUUGUGAUGUCGUGGGCAGACUGGUCGAGUGAAUACAGCAGAACUGCAUGUCUGUGUCUGAAACCUUCAGAACUUGCUCACAAGCUGGAAAGCAGUUUUCAACCAGGGAGAGGACCAUUUAUGGAGCUCAAGUUCAGCAAGAAAGACAAAAGUUUCAGCAAGUUUAAUUUUCAGUUCAUAGCUAGCAAGCUGACUUACAGUAAGAUUUCAAGGCCAUUUCAGAUGUCUCAGAGGGCAAUAAAUUCCUGGAAUGUAGAAGAUCUAAGCAUCUAUAUUGGUGCCGAUCCAGAGCGCAAGGCAGCCAAAUUCCCAGUCACGUUCAUGAAGAAAGGAGACAAAGUGGGUUCUAAGGAGAUGUCUUGCUUUGGCCACACACUAAGUUUUGGAUCUGAGAAAGACCAGUUGGAAUGGGCGGCCACCAUGGUCAAGGCGCAGAAUCCUGGACCCCUGACAAUAUAAGAUUACAAAUCUGUGAGUGGAGCCAAUGAGUCAAUCUGUACCAGAGAGCAAUUCUAACAUCACAUACCCCUAAACUUUGACCUUGACUUUCAUUCAUCGCAGGAUUUCCAAUCUAUAUGGAAGACAGGUCUUUGUGUGCUCAGAAGGAGAAGCUGUGAUGACAGGAACAUGACUCUCUUUGUGUGUUCAAAAGGAAAGGCUGUGAUAACAGGAAUACCAUUUUAUUUGGAGGACAGGACCUGGACAGGACAGGACCGAUCACAGGAACGCCAUUCUCCCCUUCUAGGACAGGUCAUUGUGUGCUCAGUAGGGAAGGCUGUGAUCCCAGGAACAAGAUUCUCUUUGGAGGAUAGGUCUUUGUGUGCUCAGAAGGAAAAUCUUGAGAUCACAGGAAUGCCAUACUCCCCUUCAAGAACAGGUCUUUGUGUGCUCAGUAGGAAAGGCUGUAAUAACAGAAACAUGAUUCUCUUAGAGGACAGUUCUUUGUGUGCUCAGAAGAAAAGGCUGUGAUCACGGGAAUGCCACUCUCUUAGGAGGACAGUUCUUUGUGUGCUCAGAAGGAAAGUCUGUGAUAACAGGAAGGCCACUUUCUUCGGAAGACAGGUCUUUGUGUGUUCAGUAGGAGAGGAUUUCAGCAGGAAUGCCAUUCUAUAGUGAAGAUUUGUCUGUGUCCAAUUCAUUGAAACCAAUACAUUGGUGAGGAAAGGAGAGAGCAGAAAAGCUUCCUUUUUUCAUUAUUCCUUGAAGGUCGGUCUUGUUGUACUUGUCCCUACAAAAGGACAAACCAACACUAUGUGCAAUAUUAGAAGACUGGUGUCUGUGAGUGAUCACUGUGAACAUAGACUCGAUUUGUUGUGAAAAUUCAUCGCCAGAUGUAUAUAGCCCUGCCUUCUGUAUGUUAUGUAAUGUUAUGAAUUACCAACGCGUGAAACUUAAUCUUGGAACAUCAUUCUCCAAUUAUAUGUCUUUUAUGUAGGUCACAUCCAUUGCAUGUAUGUCAAAUUUUAUAUGUAUUUAGGUCAGAUUGUCUGAUAUAGGUCAGAUAUGAAGGAAGCCACCUCAUUGUCUGUAGACAACAUCCACUUCUGUGUUUUCUGUGUGAGUUACUAGUGGUAUCACCUGUAUUAUCAUACUUAUUGUCCGCCAGCCAUAGACAAAUACCCAUGUGCAUGGGGAUAAGUAUUAACUCGUGAGUAUAUGGCCCUGCCGUAAGUCAUUGUAAGUCAUGGCCUAUAAUAACUCAUAGUCAGACGUGACCCUACAGUAACUCAUAGUAAGUCGUGGCCAUACAGUAACUGGUAGUAAGUCGUAGCCCUGCAGUAACUCGUAGUAGGUCGUAGCCCUGCAGUAACUGGUAGUAAGUCGUAGCCCUGCAGUAACUCGUAGUAGGUCGUAGCCCUGCAGUAACUGGUAGCAAGUCGUAGCCCUGCAGUAACUCGUAGUAAGUCGUAGCCCUGCAGUAACUCGUUGUAAGUCAUGGCCUAUAGUAACUCAUAGUAAGUCGUGACCCUGCAGUAACUCGUAGUAAGCUGUGACCCUACAGUAACUCGUAGUAAGCUGUGACCCUACAGUAACUCGUAGUCAGACGUGACCCUACAGUUACUCGUAGUAAGCUGUGACCCUACAGUUACUCGUAGUAAGUCGUGACCCUACAGUUACUCGUAGUAAGUCGUGACCCUACAGUAACUCGUAGUAAGCUGUGACCCUACAGUUACUCGUAGUAAGUCGUGACCCUACAGUAACUCGUAGUAAGUCGUGACCCUACAGUAUCUCGUAGUAAGCUGUGACCCUACAGUAUCUCGUAGUAAGCUGUGACCCUACAGUAACUCGUAGUAAGUCGUGACCCUACAGUUACUCGUAGUAAGCUGUGACCCUACAGUUACUCGUAGUAAGCUGUGACCCUACAGUAACUCGUAGUAAGUCGUGACCCUACAGUAUCUCGUAGUAAGCUGUGACCCUACAGUUACUCGUAGUAAGCUGUGACCCUACAGUUACUCGUAGUAAGUCGUGACCCUACAGUUACUCGUAGUAAGCUGUGACCCUACAGUAACUCGUAGUAAGUCGUGACCCUACAGUAACUCGUAGUAAGUCGUGACCCUACAGUAUCUCGUAGUAAGCUGUGACCCUACAGUUACUCGUAGUAAGCUGUGACCCUACAGUUACUCGUAGUAAGCUGUGACCCUACAGUAACUCGUAGUAAGUCGUGACCCUACAGUUACUCGUAGUAAGUCGUGACCCUACAGUAACUCGUAGUAAGCUGUGACCCUACAGUUACUCGUAGUAAGUCGUGACCCUACAGUAACUCGUAGUAAGUCGUGACCCUACAGUAACUCGUAGUAAGUCGUGACCCUACAGUAACUCGUAGUAAGCUGUGACCCUACAGUAACUCGUAGUCAUUAUCUUCUCUACAUUCUUGAUUCAGUUGUUGAAUGUAGCUAGACUCUUAUUUAGCUUGCCGAGACAAAGUCAUGGAUAGCUAAGUUUUUAUAAAGCAGUGUUGUGUUAAUACUAAUGAGCAUACAGCUUAGGUAAUUGACAUGUGUGUUCCUUACAACAAAACUUUCCAUUUGUACUACAUUUGCAGUUAUGAUGUCCUUGACUGUAACCUUUGACAUACUUUUAAAGUCUUAGUCUGAGUUUCAACCAACUCUGCGAGCUAUGUCGUUUCUGGCAACUCUUGUAAAGAAGUCAUAAUGAGUAAACAUGUUUUGUCAUGCAGAAAGAUGAUUUAGAGCAAACUUGUUUAAGUUGUGAUGUGAAAUUUUGACUAUAUUUUUGUAUAGACACAUGUAUUUGUUUAUAAUUUAUGAAAUUUUGCAUAAUGAUGUAAUAACUGUGAUCUUAUAAUGUAGAUUGUUGAAUAUUGAAUGAUUGACUUGUAAGGAAAUUAUUAAGUACAUAAUGUGAAUGUUGUUUAUUAUAAAGUCUGAGAUUGCAUUGGUCAUAAUUAAUAUAACUUAUCUGAAAAAUCAGAUACAGUGUACAUACAUAGAAUAAAGCUACCCAUCAAUAACAGAAGGCAGGAGCAUUAAUGAAGCUUACAAUCUUCUUUUAGACAACUGCUUCAUGAAAAACUAUUGUUAAAAUAUCUGAUUACAAUUGAUUUAGCCAAAGAAUCAGCUGUUGGUGACAUAUCUGUAUAAGUAUACAGUAUAGCUGUGAGGAUGUCUGGUGCUUUUACUUGUCGUUGAAUCUAUUUUUCUAAGACAUUUUCAUGAGAGUAUUUUUUUCUCCUCAACCUCUCAAUCAUGGUGUCUUUUUACAUAGAAUUACCUGUAUGAAUAAGUUUAAUGAAUUACAAACUUGACAUUUUUCAGCAUAAUUUGUGUUGAACUUUUUUUAAGAUGUUACAAUUUUUUUUUUAUUUUCCCAAAGAUGUACAUGUAUUUUUAUAUGCAAAGUGCUUUUUAACAUAAUACAUUCCAAAAAUGAUCUUUGAACUAGGAUAUUCAUAUCUACGGUUCUGGACCACACAUUGGUUUAACUUACAUUGCAUGACAUUGAGUUUGGUUCUUACAUUAUACAGUUAUUGACUAGAGAUGAGUACAGCAGCUGCUUUGUUAACCCCAAAUACAAAACUGUUGUGUUCUUAUAGCUAUAUAUAGCUUCAGGGUAAAUUAUAUUUUUGUACUGAUAGUUACAAAUUUUGGGUAUUACAGAUAUCGUAUAUUUUAUGAUGUCUCCUUGGUAUAGACAGGGUGGUUGGGCGAGACAGCGGUGACACUCGCCUUUCACCUAUAUAUAGGCGGCCGGGGUCCAAUUCCCUGGCCGCGGUGGCCAAGUGGUUAAGGUGUCCCGACACUUUAACACUAGCCCUCCACCUUUGGGUUGCGAGUUCGAAACCUACGUGGGGCAGUUGCCAGGUA
Messenger RNA from Pecten maximus, 9793 nucleotides. RefSeq names its product arf-GAP with Rho-GAP domain, ANK repeat and PH domain-containing protein 2-like. Gene Ontology annotation, biological process: signal transduction. The record is from RefSeq and is a predicted model, not a curated record. Gene Ontology annotation, molecular function: protein binding; GTPase activator activity. Lineage: Eukaryota; Metazoa; Mollusca; Bivalvia; Pectinida; Pectinidae. The transcript is spliced from 50 exons. The coding region runs from base 108 to 5927 and encodes 1939 amino acids.